AUGGACGAGUUUGUCAACUGGGAUCAAGCCGCCGACUCGGGCCCAGCGCCAGAUCCCAGCCUCGAUGUGCUGUCGUCGUCUCUGCUGCCCACUGACCGGGCGCUUGAGGACCUCGACUUGGCGCUUGCCGACGUGAACGGCGACGACUUCUCGUUCUGGGCCCUGCAGCACUUUGAGAACAACAUCUCUCCCACUCUAGCCGCUGGCGAUGAGAUUCCAAUGCCCACCGACAGGUCCACGCGGACCUUCGAAGACCACCUGGAAAUCGCCCUGACCCCCUGCCAUAACUGCCAACUGGGCAGCUAUGAAUGCAAGCGCAUCCCCGAGGGUCAGUACAAGGGCUACUGCACCAGCUGCGUCGCCCUGCGCUGUGAAUGCAGCUUUGGCCUUGCCUCCGCCUUCCCGGCGAACCCCUGGCCCGUCAUGGGAGACCACCCGAGGAUGCUCCAGGAAGACAUCCACUGCGGCGAGUCCCAACCGUCCAGCUCGGCCACUGACCUCCCCGGCUUGGUGCUUACGUCUGGCGCCGAAAACACGGCUGCAAACGCGGGCUCAAAGGGCAAGGCUGGUGCCCGUUUCUCCAGAGAGUCUGUCAAGAUCCUCAAGAACUGGCUGUCGACGCAUAGCAAACACCCCUAUCCCAACGAUGAGGAAAAGGAGAUGCUCCAGAAGCAGACCGGCCUCAGCAAGACGCAGAUCACAAACUGGCUCGCCAACACUCGGCGCAGGAACAAGAAUGCCGUCGUCCAUCGAUCGACAUCGCCAGGAGUGCGCAAGUGGUCAAGCCCUAUCGACAUCCCACAGAGACGCGGGACUCCCGCAUCUUUCGAAUUCAUGAAUCCGCUGCAGCGUUGGCAGCACUCGCCGCCGGAAAACGAACCCGCGUCCGUGACGGCCAUUGCCCGCGCCGUCAGUUCCGCCGCCAGCCUCUCCUCGGGCCUCAACAGCCCCUUCAGUGCCAACUUCACCGACGAUGGCUCCGGCCGAUCGCUCUGCGACUCUAACAUCAGCAGCGCCAAUACGUCGCACUCGAGUUCGGCCUACUCAUUUGGCUCACGCGGUUCCUUUGGCUCUAGCGGAUCCAUGCCCCGCGGACGUAGGCGCAGGAGGAGAAAGGCUCCCACCGCCGCGGUUACCACCACUCCCACCGGCCCAGCCAAGACCUACCAGUGUACCUUCUGUACCGAAACCUUCCGGACCAAGCACGACUGGCAGCGGCACGAGAAGUCGCUGCACCUGUCGCUUGAGCGCUGGGUGUGCUCGCCCAACGGGGCCCAGGCCUUCAACCCGGAGAACGGUCAGAUGUCGUGCGUCUUCUGCGGGCAUGCGAACCCGGACGAGGCACACAUUGACAGCCACAACUACGCCGCCUGUCAGGAGCGGACCGUCGGGGAGCGCACUUUUUACCGCAAGGACCAUCUGCGCCAGCAUCUCAAGCUGGUCCACGGCGCCAAGUUUGAGAGUUGGUCGAUGGAGCAGUGGAAGGCGACGACCCCCGAGAUCCGCUCCCGCUGCGGGUUUUGCGGCACCAUCAUGGAUACCUGGUCUAUCCGUGUAGACCACCUCGCCGAGCAUUUCAAGAAGGGCAAGUCCAUGGCUGACUGGAGGGGUGACUGGGGUUUCGAUGCCCCCGUGAUGGACAUGGUCGAGAAUUCGAUCCCGCCGUACCUUAUUCACGACGAAAGAAACUCGCCAAAUCCCUAUGAGGCGUCGCGACGGUCGGUAACGUCGGCCCGGCAUGCUUUUGAGCUCAUCAAUACAGAGUUGAACUUUUACAUUGAAGACUGGCGAGAGAAGGAGGGCAGGCCGCCCACGGACGAGGAUCUCCAACGUGCCGCAUGCCGCUUGGUGUAUGACUCGGAGGAGGUCUCGUCGGCCUCUGAGCUCUGCAAGGCGUCAUGGCUGCGGGAUUUGAUCUUUUCCUCCGAACGCCUGGCGCAAGAGGCCAGAUGGACCAAAAUCAAGGGCAUUGAAUGUUGGCAGCAGCUCACGAUUAACGGAAAGGCCACCAUUUUUGAGCUCGAUCCCAUGGAGUGCGAACUCCAACAGUUCGUCAAGGCGCGUCUCUUGCUGGGCUUGACCGCCAUGGACAGCGAGCUGCAGGACGAGGCACGCAACAUCAUCCGGCGUAUGCAUGAUAAUUCCAGGCUUGCGUCGGACGAGGUGACACAGUUCCUUCUCCGUCUCGUCAGCAGCUCAACCGAGUGGCUGGCCGGCUUUCGGCAGCGGGCUCACCUGCCACGUUCCGAGGACAUCGCGGACGAGCGGAUGCGGCCCAAGGACCCCAAAUCCAUUGACUCGACCGUGUUCAACCCUAGCAGGCUGGAAUACGAGCUGGCCGAGUACGUGCGUGAGCAAAGGGCCCUCGGCGUCGAGCCCACCGAUGCCGAUUUACAGAUGAAAGCCCGCCUGAUCAUUUACGAACUUCACGACGGCUGGAACCAGACGGCUGCGGACGAUCCCACCUGGCUGGCGGCCUUCAAGCGACGGCAUAUGCAGUUGCCAACCACCGAUUCAUGGCGCGGCUCCAUAUCGACCUCCAACACGAGUCCCGCCAGCGGUGCCACGUCCUCUAGCAGCGGCGCCAGCGGGAUCGCAUGUGCCGCGGCCCGGCUUGGAGGCGGCGGCUACUACCUCAACGACUCCAACUGCUACCAGCGCCUGGCCCGCGAGCUCAAGAAAUGGGUCGCGUCGACCAUGUCGCCCAACAACCCCAACUGCCACGUCCCAAGCGACGAAGAGCUGCAGCACCAAGCCCGCUGGAUUGUCUACGAAGAUGACGACCCCUGGAACCAAACGGCAGCAGACAACUUCGAGUGGCUGCGCCGCUUCAAGCGCGACGUAGGCCUGCUCACGGACCCGUCCCUGCCGGGUCUGCCAACCACGCUCGCGUGGAACAUAGCCCAGGGCGGAACGGGCUUCUCGCCCCCCUACCUCUUCCCCAACCCCUCCAAGGCGGCACACAUUGCGCCCUUCCAGACCCAGCCCAGCCACGACAGCAGCGGCGGCGACGCCGCCCCGCCGCUAGUAGCCGUCACGCUGGUCGAGGGCUCCAAGCCGCUGGCCGCUCAGCCGGCGACGGCGAAUCGGUUCGUGCAGGGCUUGGCCGAUGUCAAGAGGCAUGACCCGCCCGGCGCGGUGUUUUGUUCAAGGGAGUUGGAGAAGGAGCUGGGCGAGUUUGUGAGCAGGGAGGUGGCGGUGAACGGGGCUGCGGAGUUCCCCAGUGAGAAAGCCAUUCGGGAGCGGGCGAAGAGAUUUCUAGGCGUUGAAAAGACGCCGGCGGAUGAUGGCGUCUUGCUGGGGAGGUUUGUCGAGAUCAUGAAGGGCAGGCUGGGGUUGGCGGGUGGUGCUGGGGAUGGGAGGGAGGUGCAGCAGCAGCAGCAGAUGGGUUCGGUAGCUGGUGGGUUGGGUCCUGCCACUACCGCUGCUACUACCACGGCGGUGGCCAUGGGGGAUAUGGACUUCUCCGCGGUCGAGAUGAACGCGGAGCUCAACGAUGUCCUGCAGCAGAUGGAUUUUGAUUUCGGGGAUUUAGGGGAUCUGGAUUUCAUGGGAAUCGCGACGGGCGGUAUGCCGAUGGACCAGCUUUAA
This is a messenger RNA of Parathielavia appendiculata, 3591 nucleotides long. RefSeq lists its product as uncharacterized. The coding region runs from base 1 to 3591 and encodes 1196 amino acids. The transcript is spliced from 3 exons. The record is from RefSeq and is a predicted model, not a curated record. Lineage: Eukaryota; Fungi; Ascomycota; Sordariomycetes; Sordariales; Chaetomiaceae. Gene Ontology annotation, molecular function: RNA polymerase II cis-regulatory region sequence-specific DNA binding. Gene Ontology annotation, biological process: regulation of transcription by RNA polymerase II.